GGAGAAAUGGAAGAGACGCUUACAUUUGCAUUUACAAUAGUUACCUUCUCCCAUUAUAUAUAUAUACACAUACAAACAUACAUACAUACAUAUAUAUACACACAUAUAUACUUAUAUUUAUAUGUAUAUAUAUAGAAGAAUACAAUUCGAAAAUCGCGGGGUCCUCCGGGCGCCGCCGGUUACGGCCCGGCUCGGUGAGUUCGUCCGAAAGGGGGAAGCUUUUUCCGAUUGGUCGGUUGAGAGGAUGCUGCGUUGCCAGUUCGAGACGAUGCUUCGUAAUCCGUAGGAUAGCGGGGGACGGUAAAAUGAGCGGUAGCGACACGCCUCACGAUUGGCCGGUAUCGGCUGUGCCGCCUUUCGAGAACGCAAUGUCUCGGUAACCCCCACCAAUAGGUCCCUUGGAGUUACCCCCACUCCUUCGCUCGAACGACACGACGUUGCGCGGCGCAACGAGCAGCGGGCGUGCUCCUCGGCAGUUAGCAUUCGGGCGCCUAACGAGCUACAUAUCCUCGGUAGAAGGAAAAAGAGAAAGAGGGAGAGAGAGAGAUAGAGAGAAAGAAAGAAAGAAAGAAAGAGAAAGGGAAAGAAAGAGAGAGAGAGCGAGCCAAAAGCCGGACCGGCUCGUUGCGUCUUUUUUUUUUUUAAAUAACUACCACACACACACACACUUUUUACCGAGCUAACCAACCGACCAUAUACAACGACGCAACCGAGCCAAAAAGACUUCUUUCGUCGGCUUGUUCUUCUUUUUUGUUUUUUUUUUGUUUCGCAAGUUAAUUAUCAAAAUAUAUAAAUAUCUACGCACUUCCCCUCCCUGUUGCCGUCAAACGAGGAUCUCUUAGAUAAAGAGAGGAAAAGUAAUAACGAAGAAAGAAAAGUGUUGUUGCACUUCGUGUACGUGCGCUCCGAUCACCACCCCCCCGCCGGACAACCGACCGACCGACGACCGACCGCACGCACGUCCUCCCGCCAGCAACGGAGAAUCACGAAGAAGGAGAAAAAAAGGAAGAAUUAAUAGUUUAACCUCGAAUUAACAUAUCUACCGAAGGACGAUUCUUGGAGGUGGUAGAAUUUCAAUCAGAUUUCCGAAAGGACAUAAACUGAUAAGAAGAAACUCAUCGUGACAAUUUUAUCUCGAAAUCAUCAUCAUCAUCAUCAUUGACGAAACGUCUAUCUCAUCCAUUUUCUUCUUUUUUUCCUUUCCUUUUCACUUUUCUUUUCCUCUCAAAUUUUUUCCUAUCUUACUAAGUUAAUUACUUAUUUUUAAUAUACACGUCGCGUCGUCGCGCAAAAAACUUUUCGCGUACUUGACGUGUAGUGUUUUCGAUGUAAACGCUCAACGACGAGGCCUAACGUCGGAGUGUCAGUUUUUAUAUAUAUAUAUAUAUUUAUAUAUAUAUACAUACAUACAUAUAAUACAACAGAGACAUAUAUACACAUUUUUUCCUCUCUUCGUUUCUCUUGUGUCCUUUGAAGUUUUUCGUUCUGAGAACGAGAUUAACGCUUCGGUCUUUGUUUUUGCAUCAAAGAAAACAAAGAAGAGAAAGAAGAAAAAGGAGAGAAUAUUCUUUCUAUAUAUAAAAAAAAAGAAAAAUAAAAAAAAAUAAUAACAAUAAUAAAAAAUAAUAAUAAUAGUAACAAUAACAAAAAGACGAAGUAAAAAGAAGUGUUGAAGUCGAAGAAAGGAAAGAAGAUAGAAAAGGGGAAGAGAGAGACUGACGGAUACUUAGUGUUUUUGUGCAAAAAAAAAAGAAGAAAAAGAAAGGAGGGAAGGAAGGAAGAAAGAAAGAAAGAAAAAGAGAAGAAAAUUGAAGGAACAUGUCGACCGCCGUCAUGAGUACGCCCAUGUUCGAGUGCAACGAGGCUCUCUUUAAGAACACGAGCUCUGCGAAGAGCAAGGACACGGGUACAAACAAUGCAACGUCGGUAUCAUCGGCAAAUAACAACAAUGGCGCGAACGGAGGUCACGCGCCUUUACGUCGAAGCUAUACUUCGUUGGUGACGACAUUGAUCGAGCAACAUCGUAAACUCGACAGGAGCGCGAGUGAGCCAACGUCUCGUUACAAGACGGAACUUUGUCGACCGUUUGAGGAAAGCGGAGCCUGUAAAUAUGGGGACAAGUGUCAGUUCGCUCAUGGUUAUAGCGAGCUAAGAAACUUGGCUCGUCAUCCGAAAUAUAAGACAGAAUUGUGUCGUACCUUCCACACGAUUGGUUUCUGCCCGUACGGACCACGUUGCCAUUUUAUUCACAACUUCGAGGAGGCUCGUAUACACAAUCAGAAGGUGAGCGCACAGCUAGGCUCAUCGCAGCCCAACAUCAUGGGUUUGAAUCCGUUGUUGGGUGCCGCUGCGGCAGCCGCGGCAGCCGCAGCAGCGGCCGCGGCCGGUGGUAAUACCGCCGGCGUCACGGGUGGUAAUAGCAACGGGUGUAACACCAGUACCGCAGCAGUCGCGGCAGCAGCCGCAGCAGCAGCCGCAGCAGCCGGUGCUGCUACGAAUGCACCUAAUAACGCAACCGCCGCCGCAGCCGCCGCAAAUUCCGCCAAUCUUAGCGUUGGUCUGUUGGAACAGAUAGCUGCCGCAAGCUCGUCCCAAGUAGCUGCCGUAGCCGCAGCAGCAGCAGCUGCCAAUUCACCGCCGAAUCUAAUGAGAACGAAUUCUCUUAGUUUGGCCGCGAGCACGGCCAAUGCUGCCUUUACUCCGCCGCCUUUGCUCCGAACAAAUUCUCUUAGCCUUGCCUCAAGUCAUCAUCACCAUCAACAACAUCACCAUCAACAUCAGCAUCAUCAACAUCAGCAUCACCAUCAUCAUCAUCACCAUCGUCAAACAGCGGGUGGUGCAAACGGUGCUGCUGGUGGGAGUUCUAUCGUUGGAGCUACCAGGCCAAAACCACUCAACCUUAGUCCGACAUUUUCCCUCGGUAGCACGGCAGACUCCGUCUCGCCGUCAUCGAGUCUCAGCCAAUCUCCCACAAAUUCAAUGGCAAGUUUCUUCAGCGACGACUCGACGCAGCAACCUAACGUAACCAACAAUCUACCGACAACACCUUUUAGCUUCGGUCAGGAUUUUGGGAUUCUCGCAACACGACAAACACCAAGUCCACGUACGAAUGUUUGCAGUCCACUCGGUUCCGACGAGAUCACCACACCAAGAACACCCUCACCGUUAUCGCCUAACGCUGAGUCAAGGUUGCCUGUAUUCAACAGGAUCAGCAGCACCUUAGGUGACUUCGACAACCUUAAGAUCUAAACUCCCUUCUGCCGCUGUGUUUCUUUGCGCGAUCGAAAGAAAGACAAGAACAACAAUAACAAUAACAACUGCAACAACAACAACAACAAUAAUAACACGCGUGUUUCGCGUUGAAAACGUGUGCCGAUCGAAAAUUCAAUCUUUUUUUUUUGAGAUAUGAAUAUGAAAAUGAAAAUAUUCGUUUUUUUUUUUUUUAUUUUUUUUUUCUUCUCUUCCGAUAUAGACGGAGCGAUCGCUUCUCUCUCCUCCGUCGUUAUUUCGCUUCUUAUUUAAAGCAUUCUUCCUCUUCUUAUUUUUCUUCUUUUUAAUUCUUUUUCUCUCUUUUAACGACGCACCUUCGUGCAUUUUGCUAUAGUUCUUGAACCAUCGUCUUUUGUGUUUUUCUUAAACUUUUUGUCUUUUUUUUUUAAUCAUUAUCCUCUAUUAUUAUUAUUAAUAUUAAUAUUAUUAUUAUUAUUAUUAUUAACUAUUUUAAAUAAUAUUCUUAUUAUAUUAUA
This is a messenger RNA of Vespa crabro (European hornet), 3746 nucleotides long. It is a transcript of the gene Tis11, whose product is annotated as midnolin homolog. Gene Ontology annotation, molecular function: metal ion binding; mRNA binding. The coding region runs from base 1819 to 3249 and encodes 476 amino acids. Lineage: Eukaryota; Metazoa; Arthropoda; Insecta; Hymenoptera; Vespidae. The transcript has 2 exons. The record is from RefSeq and is a predicted model, not a curated record.